Cygnus olor (mute swan) is the source of this 3272-nucleotide messenger RNA. RefSeq names its product NIMA related kinase 6 (gene NEK6). Gene Ontology annotation, molecular function: ATP binding; protein kinase activity. The transcript is spliced from 10 exons. Gene Ontology annotation, biological process: protein phosphorylation. Lineage: Eukaryota; Metazoa; Chordata; Aves; Anseriformes; Anatidae. The record is from RefSeq and is a predicted model, not a curated record. The coding region runs from base 217 to 1161 and encodes 314 amino acids.
GCGCUCCGGCGGUGACUCAUCGCGGGACGUGGAAAAAGCACCGAGAGGGCGAGCGAGCGGCCGGGCGGCAGCGCGGAGCCCCCCGCCGGGCCGGACGGAGCCCGCGGCCGAGCGCAGGCGGCAGCGCCCGAGCCCGAGCCCGAGCCCCAGGCCGGGCGGCGGCGGCGGAGCCCGGCGGCAGCUCCCGCGGAGUGAGGCAGGGUUUGGCAUGGUACCAUGGAGGGGCAGCACAACCACCCGCACCACCUGGGGGACCAGAACAGCGCGCUCUGCAAGCUGCCGGGCCAGGACUACCAGCAUGACCCUCAGAGACAUUUAACAUCGUACCCAUACCGCUGCACGCUGGCAGACUUUCAGAUAGAGAAAAAGAUUGGACGAGGACAAUUCAGUGAAGUUUACAAAGCAACUUGUCUUCUGGACAGAAAACCUGUGGCAUUAAAGAAAGUUCAGAUUUUUGAAAUGAUGGAUGCCAAGGCUAGGCAAGAUUGCAUUAAAGAAAUUGACCUCUUGAAGCAACUGAACCACCCCAAUAUAAUUAAGUAUUUGGAUUCUUUCAUUGAAGACAAUGAACUUAACAUUGUCCUGGAGCUGGCAGAUGCUGGUGAUCUCUCCCAGAUGAUUAAGUAUUUUAAAAAGCAGAAACGGUUAAUCCCGGAAAGGACGGUGUGGAAAUAUUUUGUGCAGUUAUGCAGUGCAGUUGAACACAUGCACUCCCGCAGGGUGAUGCACAGAGACAUAAAACCAGCCAAUGUGUUUAUAACAGCCACAGGGGUGGUGAAGCUGGGAGAUCUUGGAUUAGGCCGUUUUUUUAGUUCUAAAACCACUGCAGCACAUUCCUUAGUGGGAACUCCAUACUAUAUGUCCCCAGAAAGAAUACAUGAAAACGGCUAUAACUUUAAAUCUGAUAUCUGGUCUUUGGGCUGUUUAUUGUAUGAAAUGGCAGCUCUUCAGAGUCCUUUCUAUGGAGAUAAAAUGAACCUGUUUUCUCUUUGCCAAAAAAUAGAGCAAUGUGACUACCCACCUCUUCCAGCUGAACAUUAUUCUGAAAAGCUACGGGAGUUGGUCAGCAUGUGCAUAUACCCCGAUCCCGAUCAAAGACCUGAUAUUGGUUACGUGCACCAAAUAGCAAAACAAAUGCAUGUUUGGACCUCCAGCACUUGAACCAUCUGCAAACACUCUCAAAAGCCAGCACAGCUUAGUCUUACUUGAAUUUUUUUCUCAGAUGAAACCGACCGGUGCCUAGUCACACAAGCGAGAGGGUUGAGCACUCGUAGCAAGAUGCUCUAUUAUUUCUGCAGGUUAUUUGACAAGGACUCUUACAAGGUGGUCAUGCUUUAAAGUGAAGAUUCUGUGAGGUAUUGCAAGUGAUUUUUUUUUUUUAAGCCAAUAACAUGUUACAGUUGUAGAUCAUUUAAGGGUCCUUUCUUAAAACUGUCGUGUGUAAUCUAGGAUAGAUUAUAUUAACAAGGGUGUCAGAGCAUUUGACACACCUCUUCUAUCUUAACUGUAAUGUGAAAUAUUGAAAUAAUUCCUUCGGUGAAAUCACUUUAUACUAAUGUAAGAAUUACAGUAGAUUUUUGUGUAAUUUGUAUAACUGCUACUUUGCCUCUUCUGCAAAUGGUUAAUAGCGAAUUCAAUUUUUACUUUGUGUAUUUUAAAGCAUCCAUUUAUGUGUUUUUAUUAAUUCCCUCCUCUUCAAACUUAGAAACUGGGAGGGGCUUGGGAGGAGAGAAAUGCAUUUGUUUCAUGAUUUUUUUUUAUUUUUUUUAAACUGAAAACUUAAGAGUGAAUAUUUUGCUGAUGCAUUUACUUGCUAAUUUGACUACAGUCAAUUAGAUGAAUUCAGCAUAUAGCUGGGGGGGAAAUAAAAAAAAAAAAAAACAAAACAUGCCAAACAAACCCCAAACUAUCAUGCUUCUGCAAAUAAUUCCUCUAAACUUAUCUUCCCAUUUGUUGUGACUAUUUUUAGACUACAAGUUCAUAUUGAAAACCAGUGUUUAAUACAGCUAGAUUUUUGGGGAAGAUACUUUUACACAUUCAGUAGUAUGUUAAGUACCAGUAGGUAAAACUUAAGCAAAGCAGUGUUUUAAACUCUGAAACAUUUAAAAAACAAGUAAAAUGCUUGGUGUAAAACAUUUAAAAAACAAUUAAGUAAAAUGCUUUGUGUAUCUAAUUCUACAUAAGGAUCAGCCCCGUCUAUAUAACUGUGAAAGCUAAUUUACAGAAUGUGAAUUUUUAUAAAAAAUCUCAACCUGAUUUGAAGGAGUCAUCUUCUUUAACUAAAUGAAAAUUUUCAACCAACUAAAUUCAUUCAUUGAAUCAAUGAUUUGUUUCAUUACUGUCAAUGAAAAAUAUUCACUGCUUUAGGAACAAAACUUGGAUUCACGUUCAAGUGUUUCCAUUUCAUUUGCCUGUUCAGAGGAACAGUGCUGCACUUAGUGUUCUUGAGGACUACAGCGGGGGAAAUAAAUAAGCCUGUUCUGUUACAGCGCUGCUUCCAUGUGUGACGGUGGCUAAUGCCAAAAUGUAGAUUUGUGUGUGACAGUUCAAAUGCAGCCUGUGCCUUUUUUUUCUGUUGUUGUUGUUUUGUUGUUUUUUUUUUCUUUAAGAAAAGAAUACAAUCUUUUUUUUUGAAAUAAGAUUAGGGUUAGAGGGUUACAUACAUAUAUAUGCUUUUAGUGGAUUUUUUUUAACCUAAUUUUCUCUACUUAAAGGAAAACUGCAGUGCCAUCUUCAACUACUUUCCAUCAAAUUUUGAAGUAUUUAUAUAGGUAGCAAAGAAAAGCUAUUAAUUGCUGUGAAUAACGUUGGUAUCAUUAAUGCAAGGUGCCAUUUUAUCGAGGCUUCUCAGCAGAAAGUUGAUCUUGCUGCUCUCAUGAGAGAUUGAGGAAAUUCAAAUCAGCAUGAGAAUGUAGGAAAGGCACCAAAUUGCUUCCACCAUUCCCAUGCUAACUUGCUUAAUUUAUAGCCAGCUUCUUUAGCAAUUCUUAGAUUCAAGAGUGAAGACUGUCACUUUCACACUGCAGGUUUCCUUUAAGCUGUGGUGGCAGCUACACAUUCAUAGGGAUGGCUGUGCUGCGCCUCUAUUGGUGUGACAUAGAAAAGGAUCUCUGGCUUCCAGGGAAGCUCAGCUUAAAUUUGAGUAUCUUGAGAAGUCUGGUCACUUUCUUGCUGCAUAAAAUUCAUUAGUGCUUAUAAGUAAAUGUAUUUCAAAAGGUAAUUUUUUUUGCAAUUGUGCAUUUUUAGAUAAAUAAAAAAAAUGAUUUACAAAA